Molecule: messenger RNA, 3974 nt
Organism: Myiozetetes cayanensis
Lineage: Eukaryota; Metazoa; Chordata; Aves; Passeriformes; Tyrannidae
Gene: CNGA2
Product: cyclic nucleotide gated channel subunit alpha 2
Exons: 7
Coding region: 73-2451 (792 amino acids)
Biological process (GO): monoatomic cation transmembrane transport
Cellular component (GO): plasma membrane; intracellular cyclic nucleotide activated cation channel complex
Molecular function (GO): intracellularly cAMP-activated cation channel activity; protein-containing complex binding; intracellularly cGMP-activated cation channel activity
Source: RefSeq, a predicted model, not a curated record
UCCCCAGACACAGAGCUGCUGUUAACUCCCCUGCAGUGCUCGGGGCGCCCAGGAUGCUCAGGGGACGGGUGUAUGUGCGUGUGUGCGCCUUCCCCGAGCACAGCCGGGGCCGCGCUGCCACCUCGGGUGCUGCCCGGCCACCUCUUCUGCCUGCCCGGGCAGGAGUGCAGGCAGCUCCCCCUGCGCUGCCUCGGCUUUGCAGCCCAACGCGUGUGUGAAAAGCCCGAUCGCUCCGGAGGCAGCCCGGGACGCUGCCGGGGCCGGGGAUGCUCCCCUGCCAGCCCCGCUAGCCCGGCCGAGGCAGCAGCGCGGCGUGGAAACCUUCGGGGGACCCCAGGACAGCAAGUGGGCAGCGGUGGCCCCGCGGCUGUGGCACUGCUGCCCCUGGGAGGUCCCUGUGGUACCCUCACAGUGAUGAUGACAGCGAAGAGUAAUGGCCUGCAGAGCUCACCAGCCACGCACCCCCCCGGCCCACCCACCCGAACCCCAGCACAGGGGGCCAUGGGGGGGACAGGGCUCAGCUCCAGGAGGACCUGCUCAAUCCAGGAUGACACCUCCUCAGAGCUGUGGAGAGGAGCUCUCCUGGAAGGGGAGGAGCAGACAGCUGCCUCUGCUUUCCGAGGCCGGGGAGCCUUGGCCAGGAUAGUCCGGCUGGUGCUGGUGCUGAGGGACUGGGCCAACAAGAGCCUGCACGAGGAGCAGCAGAGGCCAGACCCCUUCCUGGAGCGAUUCCAGGGCCCUGAGCUCCUGGCAGUGGCUGCAGGAGCUGGAGAUGAGCCAGAGGACGAGGAGACCGAGAAGCUCAACAAGAGGAGGAAAUGGCAUCUCUUUGUGGUGGACCCUGCUGGGGACUGGUAUUACCGUUGGCUGGCUGUGAUUGCAGUUCCUGUCCUCUACAACUGGUGCUUGCUCGUAGCCAGGGCUUGCUUCACUGACCUGCAAGAGACCUACGUUGUCCUCUGGCUGGUGUUAGAUUACAUCUCAGAUGCUCUCUACGUCGGGGACACCGUGAUCCGCCUGCGCACAGGGUUUUUGGAACAGGGCCUCCUGGUUAAGGACUUGAAGAAGUUACGGGAUAACUACAUCCACACCCUCCAGUUCAAGCUGGACGUUGCGUCUGUCCUGCCCACAGACCUGGCAUACUUUGCAGUGGGAUGGCACUGCCCUGAGUUACGUUUCAACAGGCUGCUGCACUUCUCCCGUAUGUUUGAGUUCUUCGAUAGGACUGAGACCAGAACCAGCCACCCCAACAUCUUCCGCAUCAGCAACUUGGUUCUUUACAUCCUGGUCAUCAUCCACUGGAAUGCUUGCAUUUAUUAUGCCAUCUCCAAGGCCAUAGGCUUUGGAGAGGACACCUGGGUCUAUCCCAAUGUCACAGACCCUGAAUACGGGCAUCUGACCCGGGGCUACGUCUACUGUCUGUACUGGUCUACGCUGACCUUGACCACCAUCGGAGAGACCCCUCCCCCUGUGCGGGAUGAAGAGUACCUCUUUGUGAUCUUCGACUUCCUCAUCGGGGUGCUCAUCUUUGCCACCAUCGUGGGAAACGUGGGAUCCAUGAUAUCCAACAUGAAUGCCACCAGGGCGGAGUUCCAGGCAAAGAUCGACGCCAUCAAGCACUACAUGCAGUUCCGCAAGGUGAGCAAGGACUUGGAAACCAAAGUCAUCAAGUGGUUUGACUACCUGUGGACCAACCAGAAGGCAGUGGACGAGCGGGAAGUCCUCAAGAAUCUCCCCGAUAAGUUAAGGGCAGAGAUUGCCAUCAACGUUCACCUGGAGACACUGAAGAAGGUGAGGAUUUUCCAGGACUGUGAGGCAGGACUGCUGGUGGAGCUGGUGCUGAAGCUUCACCCUCAGGUGUUCAGCCCGGGGGAUUACGUUUGCCGCAAAGGGGACAUUGGGAAAGAGAUGUACAUCAUCAAGGAGGGGAAGCUGGCUGUGGUGGGGGAUGAUGGAACGACACAGUAUGCUCUGCUCACUGCAGGAGGCUGCUUUGGUGAGAUCAGCAUCCUCAACAUCAAAGGGAGCAAAAUGGGCAACAGGCGCACGGCCAACAUCCGUAGCCUGGGCUACUCCGAUCUCUUCUGCCUGUCAAAGGAAGAUCUCAUGGAAGCAGUCACAGAGUAUCCUGAUGCCAGAAAGGUUUUGGAGGAGCGUGGCCGGGAGAUACUGAUCAAGGAAGGGCUGCUGGAUGAGUCAGCUGCAGAGGAAAGCACAGAAGGGAAGAGCAUGGAGGAGAGGCUGGACAGGGUGGCCUCGAACCUGGACACGCUGCACACCCGCUUUGGCCGGCUCCUGACAGAGUACAAUGACGCCCAGAUGAAGCUCAAGCAGCGCAUCAGUGCUCUGGAGUCCAAGAUGAGGCAGCAGGAACUGGAGGACUUCUUCUCUGAUAGCUCAGACAGUCUGCUUGAGGAUGAGGAGAAAGCUUCAGCUGGUGGGAUGCACUGAGGGGGAGCAGGGGUGAGCUGGAUGACGUCUGCCUUGCACUGAGACAGUGUUUGCUGUUUCACAAGGCAGAUCCUGUGGCUGCCUUGCCAAGGAUUUCUCUCAGGUCCUUAGUGUUGCUGCUCCCACUGCCUAGAUGGCAGCUCCUGAGAUGGCUCCUAAUCAGGGGAUUGUCCGGGCUGUUCCUCUGUCCUAUCCCUUUUUUCGUUGCCUUAAUCUGAGACCUUGGACUUGGGUCACUAAAAAGAGGAGAAUGGUUGAUGCCACAGCUGACAUUUCCUUCCAGCUCCUACAAAAGGUCUGUGCCCAUCACACCUCCUUCCUCGUGUUUGCCUUAAUGGAGGGUGGGACACGAACCUGGCAGGGAGGGGUACCUGGAUGAGAGAGACCAAGACACAAGCCAGAUAUUUACAAAUGCUUUUUGUGUUCAACCUUUAUAACUCGCUUUGGUAAUUAAUCCCCACUGAGCGUCUGUGAACGCCCAGUCUGCACAGAGAGAUCCUUACCUUCCACAUACCAAAACUCAGCUGAGACUGGCUGAACUGUACCUCCUAUGUCUGCAAAAGGAGAGGAUUUCUAGGUCACUGUCACUGCCCAGAUCAUCACCACCCAUGCUGAGGCUGGACACCGAGCUGGCAGGGCCUGCAGCUGCUGCCUCCUGAUGCAGGAGGAGGACAAGGACUGUCUUUCCCCUCUGUCUGAUGACAGCCAGAUGUGCCAGGGAGGGUUUGACUGAAAUGUUUUUAAGGAACAAAGCCGUGGUGGGAGCCAACUGUGCCCGUAUUUGCUUUGCUGUGGGUAGCUCAGAGAGAGCACAGAACACAUUUAUUUUCUUAGGCAGGAGGUUUUCUUGUACUCAGUGGGAGUUUUGGGGCUCUGCAGGCCAGCUGCCUCCAGGAGGCGAAAUGAGUGGCAGAGCCACGGGGACACGUGUGAGGGUGGAAACGUGGCACCACUGUGUGUGCCAGCAAAGCCCCUCCUGCAGCCCUGUGGGCUCCACGGGGUGAGCAGCUUGAUGGUGAGGGGUGCAGUGCAGGAACAGCCCCCAAAACCUGCAAGCAGCAGCAACUUCAGCACAAGCAGCAGUGCCACCCAUGCCUCAGGGUACCGGGCAGCUGCUGGGACUGGAGGAUGCAACCUCUUUUCUUGCUGCUGACCCAUGUGUUGGCAUGUGGGCCACCCGUGUGGGGUGGGCUAGGGCUGGUUUCCAACAGGAGAAUGUUUGGUGGAGGAGGGAAUUCAUGUGCUGGGUCAAAUCGAGCUGAGAGUUUGGCUAAAGUAAUGGGAUGACACACAGGGAAUCAUCAACUCAGAAAGCUGGAAAACAGGUUAUUUCCUUUGUCCUUUCUUUUGCCUCCAGUGUGAGACUGCCUCUCUUCAUUUCAUAUGAACAUUUUCCAUUUAAAAACAAUGGCCUUGCUUUUUGGGAUUGGUGGGGUAGGAACAGUUAUGUUAUCAAAAUUAGAAUUUGGGGUAAGAUAAGAAGGGUUUUUUUUUUGUUAUCUCUAAAUUAAAUUGUAGAUUUU